AUGAUGGAUGAACAGUCACUGAAUUGUCUUCUGAUUGGUAUGAAUCCGUCACAAGAAAUCCUUAAACUGAUCCUGGCUUUAUACACUCUGAAACUACCAAUUCAUUCACUACCCAAAGAGAAUAAAGCUACUCAAACUGAAGAUCCAACAAAUACGUCACUUAUCUCAGGUUAUACAGGACUGUCAUCACGAUGUGUGAGUAUUUCACAAGUGGCUUCCAGUAUAUUCAGUUCAAACAGAGAAAAUUCAAUGAACGACAGUCAAGAAAAGAAUUCAUGUCCAUUUAUUCGAGUUGUAACGCAUAAAAAUGGUAUACUCGUUCAUUUGGGCCAACUGGUCAGUUUAUCUGAGGAUCAGAAAUCAUUUAUCAUGCGCAAUGUGAUUAGUUUCGACCCGUUAAGAGUACAUGAACGAACAAUUUCAACAUUAGAACCAGCGGAAAUUCUUGCACUCACUGAAUCCAAACUUCAAAGUCAACAUGGUAAAAGGGGAAAUUUAUUGUCUGAUUAUUUACAAAAUCAAAUGAUGUUCAAUGCUUCAGAGAAGUAA
This is a messenger RNA of Schistosoma haematobium, 549 nucleotides long. RefSeq lists its product as uncharacterized. The record is from RefSeq and is a predicted model, not a curated record. The transcript has a single exon. Bases 1 to 549 code for a protein of 182 amino acids. Lineage: Eukaryota; Metazoa; Platyhelminthes; Trematoda; Strigeidida; Schistosomatidae.